AUGCAGAUGCUGUGCCUCUUUGGAGCCCUAUUGUACAGCGACGUGCGAAUUGUGCUGGCCUGGAUCACAUGGGUCCCUCCAGCACUGAAGGCAGCACAGCGGUUGCUCCAGGGAUCCAAAUUGGAGGUGCAGCAGAAUGGCCUGCUGGGGGUGGGAGGCCUGGGGCUGGUGGGUUGCCUGCUGGGCUUGUGGCCAUCACUGCUGGGGCUGCUGAGCCUGCUGGGGUGGGCGGCAGCGGAGGCCGGAGAGCUGGCGUGGGAGUACUGGAAAGUGCACUCAGAACCGGGCGUCCUCUAUCUUGGCGAGAGGGCGUCAGGGCUGGCGAGGAACAUGGCGGAGGAGGAGGCAAAGGUUGGCGCGAGCACCAUGGAGUUCUACAGGACCUGCCUGCCGGCAGUGCCCCUGCUCCUGGUGGGGUUCCUGUGUGGGGAAGGCAUUGAGCUGGUGGAGCAUGAGCUGUCGGUGCCGGCAGUGAUGACGAUGCUGUGUUCGGUGGCUGCCUGGGCGACAGCGGCUGUGACUGGCCUUCUGCUGGCGGACGGCCUCUCUGUGCCAGCUCGCUCCGCCCUCAAGGCUCUCGCUUGCAUUGGCACUCUUAUUGCCUCUGUCGUGAUGGGAGGACUGGGCUCGGUUGGGGGCCUUGUGGCGGCUGCAUUUGUGGUGGUCAGCGGGGUUGGGCUGCAGAUGGGAGACCUGGUGCAAGGCUCAACUGCCUGGGCAGUGAUUGACAGAGAGUCAGCCAACCCACUGGAAAAGCAUGCGCCCAUGUCUCACGCCGAGAUCUGCAGACAUGCAGCAAAUGUGGCAGAGGUGGCCUGCGCUGCCGUCAACCCAGUCAAGCAGAGACACUUCUACCUGGCCAUGAAGACCGACUUCAACGCAGCCCCAAGCAUAGGGUUGCAGCAAGGCCCCAGCGGGGGCAUGGAGGAGACAAUUGAGGUUGAGGCGACAGUGAAGCGCUUGGAUCGAGGCCUUGCCACCGUCAACAUCCGGAUCUUCAGCCGCAGCAGUGGAUCUUUGGGCGGCCGCAGGCUCUUUGCUGAAAUGAAGGCACUGGCGCUGCCAUCCCCGUUCACAGACCUGAUCUGCCUGUCAGACAUCCAGGCGCCAGCAGCUGACAUCCGGACUGCCAGCCUGCACUUCAAGGAUGCUCGCCUGACAGCAGGCCACUUCCCGGAUGUGCCGGCCCUACCAGCAUCCAUCGUGGGCGCCAACGCAGUCCAUCUCUUUUCGCUGGCUUCCAAUGAGGACCUGAGCCAGCCAGCGCAGCUGAGGGUGGUGCGUCAUGCAAUGAAGUACCGGUCACUGCCAAUGCUGGGGGAGACACUCGCCUUCACUGCCACGCGCGUGGGCUGCCAGGAUGGGAUCACACACUUCAAGGGUAGGGUCACAGAAGCAGCCAGCGAGCGCGAGGUCAUGAUGUUGGAAAUGCAUGCUGCAGCAGAGCCCUGA
Messenger RNA from Coccomyxa subellipsoidea C-169, 1452 nucleotides. RefSeq lists its product as hypothetical. The record is from RefSeq and is a predicted model, not a curated record. The coding region runs from base 1 to 1452 and encodes 483 amino acids. The transcript is spliced from 10 exons. Lineage: Eukaryota; Viridiplantae; Chlorophyta; Trebouxiophyceae; Coccomyxaceae.